Molecule: messenger RNA, 2502 nt
Organism: Schistosoma intercalatum
Lineage: Eukaryota; Metazoa; Platyhelminthes; Trematoda; Strigeidida; Schistosomatidae
Source: the annotation of a GenBank genome assembly
AUUGAGAAUUGAAGAUAAGCACUAGCCAUUGCGCUCAGUUCGUAUAAUUGCGGAACAUAUCACCUAUCUAAACUCCUAAACUAUGUCUUUGAAACAGGCCGUCGCCAAAAAAUUGAUGGAUGAAAUAAUUAUCCCCUUGAGAAAGCCUAAAGAUUGGAAAGUUCUCGUUCUGGAUCGAUUAGCCACUAGAAUUGUAUCCUCGUGUUGUAAGAUGCAUGAGAUAAUGAAUAACGGCAUAACAUUGGUUGAAGACAUUUUUAAGAAAAGGGAAGUGCUGCCGAUUGAGGCAAUAUACUUGAUCACUCCUACAGAUGAAUCUUUAAAACUUCUAAUGGAGGAUUUUCAAGGGUCCCAGAGUCAAUAUCGUUAUGCCCAUGUCUUCUUCACCGAAGCUUGCCCAGAUGAGCUGUUCAACCGGCUUUGCCAGUCGAAUUCCGCCAUAUUUUUAAAAACGCUUAAAGAAAUAAACAUAGCUUUUCUACCGGUUGAAUCUCGAGUCUUUUCGUUGGAUUCACCCAUGAGCUUUCAAUAUUACUUCAAUCCAGUAGCCAGACAACAGGGUUCGGGACAACAACUUGAGCGAAUCGCUGAACAGAUUGCAACGUUGUGUGCCACAUUAGGUGAAUAUCCCGUUAUUCGUUACCGCACUCAGUUUGAAAGGAACGCCGAGUUCGCACAGUUAGUUCAACAAAAAUUGGAUGCAUACAAAGCGGACGAUCCUCAAAUGGGCGAGGGUCCACAAAAAGAAAGAAGUCAAUUGAUUUUACUUGACCGGGGAUUCGAUCCUAUCUCACCUAUUUUACAUGAACUCACUUUCCAAGCCAUGGCUUACGACUUACUGGCAAUUGAAAAUGAUGUUUACCGUUACAUCAACACAUCAGGUCCUGAGGAACGUGUUAAAGAAAUUAUCUUGGAUGAAACUGAUGAGCUUUGGUGUGAACUUCGUCAUCAACACAUAGCAGUCGUUUCACAACAGGUUACUAGCAAAUUGAAAAAGUUCGCUGAAGAUAAACGUAUGGUUAACGCAGGCGAUAAAACUACAAUGCGUGAUUUAAGUCAAAUGUUAAAAAAAAUGCCUCAAUAUCAAAAAGAGUUAUCCAUGUAUUCAACACAUUUUCAUUUAGCUGAGGAUUGUAUGCAAACUUAUCAAAAUCAUGCUAAUAAACUAUGUAAAGUCGAACAAGAUUUAGCCAUGGGUACUGAUGCAGAAGGUGAACGAGUCAAAGAUCAUAUGCGUACAAUGGUUCCUAUUUUAAUUGAUCAGUCAGUUUCAGCAUAUGAUAAACUUCGUGUGAUUCUUUUGUAUGUUAUACAACGGGGCGGUAUAAAUGAAGAAAAUUUAGCUAAAUUAGUUCAACAUGCUCAAAUCCCCUCAUCACAGGCGUGUAUUGUGCGUAAUUUGAUGCAUUUAGGAGUUCCUGCUAUCCAGGAUGCUUCAGGAGCUGUCGCUUAUGUCAAGGGUAUAGGGAGGCGUAAACUUCCUCAGCCUUACUUGCCUGCUAAUCGACGUCAACGGGAGGAUGGUCCACGAUAUCAAAUGUCUCGAUGGACACCUUAUAUCAAAGAUCUUAUGGAGGAUGCUGCUGAAGAUAAAUUGGAUCCGAAAUUAUUUCAGUACUUUGGUGGUGGCCCUGUUCGUGGUCCUGGAACGCGUACAGGAAAUGCACCAAUGUCUGCAAGAUAUGGAAUGUGGCAUCGGGAUAAAAGUCAACAACCACGUUCUGGACCUAGACUAAUAUUCUUUGUAAUCGGUGGAAUAUCCUAUUCAGAAAUCCGUUGUGCAUAUGAAUUAAUGAAUACUGCGCUAGGUAAACAAUGGGAUAUUAUCGUUGGUGGUACCCAUAUACUUGUGCCGGAAGCAUUCUUAAAGGAUUUGGAGAAACUGUCUUAUCCACCAGGGGCAGCGCCUCCAUCGGUUAGCAGUGGGACAUCAGUUAUUGUAGGUGCUGGUGGGGAACCAGUGUGAAAUCAGUAUACCCCAUGAAUGAUUUAUAUUUCAAUAUGUAAUUCACAAGAGAUUUCCUUAUGAUUUCCACUGAAUAACAACUUUAUUUACUUAUAUUGAUUUAUCUUUCGUCGCACACUUCUUCGUUAGUCAAUAUCAUUUCAUUGAUGCUGAUGAUUAUAAUUGUUACUAUUAAUAUUACUAUUCUUGCCAACAAGAACUUCAUUUGUGUUUAGCACUUCACCUAAACACUCACAACAUUCCUCAUACGCUCAACUCUUGAGCGUAUUUUCUUGUUCUCUAUCGACGUUUUUCCUCAUUUCCUUCCUCAUACACACAUACGCAAUCCCCUACAGAUCAUUGAUUUAAUGUCAGCAGAAAACAUGACCAGCUUUCUUUAUCUACGUUUAUUUAAUUAUUUAUUGGUUUGUUCAUGUUGUUUUUGAUAUUUGCUUAUUUAUUACUUCCUCCAAUUUUCUAUACCAUAUAUAUACAUAGUUAUUAAAUUAGUAUUGUUCAUAGAAUUUUUGUGUCAAUACUACGUGCAUUUGUCAAUG